UGACGAUAACACAGUUUGCCGACGCAUUGACAACAAAUAACAUCUUUCUGUUGGAAUUGAAUAAAACGGUGGUGAAGUGAUCGAUAUUGUACCGAAGAUGGAUGACAGUGUUCGAGCCAGGAAAGUUACGGGGAUAGAAAAUGCUGCAGCGACUGAAGAUGAUGGGACACCAGUUAGGACAGAUUUAGUUAUAAGUGUGCAGCCUACACAGGGUGGUAACCGUGCACACUUACCUGUCUCCACACUCGACUGGCGUACAAAUUCCCGAGGACAGUUCAUCCCUAUCCAUGGACUGGACUUCCUAAUCGGAGUAUCCAGCCUUCUCAUCCAACAAACUGUUGAGUUAAAUGAUCUUACAUCCAGAAUCGAGUCGGAGAAUCGAUACAUAGUACGAGUACCGAAUGGGGAGGCACUCUACAUCGCCAGUGAGACCUCGAGUUCUUCUCAGAGAUGCCUGUGUGGGACCGGCCGAGCCUUCACCAUGCACCUGCAUGACAACACUAGGCAGGAAGCUGUAGUCAUGGAGAGAAGACUGGCAGCCGCCUCCUGUUGCUUCCCAUGUCGAUUGCAGGAAAUGAAAGUGAUAACUCCUCCUGGAGACUACGUGGGCCGUGUACAACAGCAAUGUACGUGGAUCGUGCCUUUCUUCCACGUCAAAGAUGCCAAUGAUCAAGUUCUGUUCGCCAUCGAGGGUCCAGCUGUUCUAAAGAAGAGUGCUCUUCUGCUUUCUGAGUUUAAGAUAAUGACGUGUGACUCUUUGCGUGAGGUCGGUCGUAUCGAGCACGGCUGGGACAGGAACCUCAACAGCUUCGUCACCACCCUGUCUAUACCCUCCUCAGCCGUGCAGCCGAAACACAAGGCGCUGCUUCUCUCAGCUGCCUUCUUAUUAGAAUACACUUACUUCGAAAGAUCGAAAUCAAGUUAUUGCAGAUGUAAUUGUUUUUAGCAUUUUAACUCGUAAGUUCUAUAAUAUUUUAAUAAGUGAUAUUGUUUUAUUAAAUA
This is a messenger RNA of Trichoplusia ni (cabbage looper), 1002 nucleotides long. RefSeq names its product phospholipid scramblase 2. Gene Ontology annotation, biological process: plasma membrane phospholipid scrambling. Lineage: Eukaryota; Metazoa; Arthropoda; Insecta; Lepidoptera; Noctuidae. The record is from RefSeq and is a predicted model, not a curated record. Gene Ontology annotation, molecular function: phospholipid scramblase activity. Bases 98 to 946 code for a protein of 282 amino acids. Gene Ontology annotation, cellular component: plasma membrane. The transcript has 7 exons.